Molecule: messenger RNA, 1613 nt
Organism: Nymphalis io (European peacock)
Lineage: Eukaryota; Metazoa; Arthropoda; Insecta; Lepidoptera; Nymphalidae
Exons: 2
Coding region: 455-1285 (276 amino acids)
Source: RefSeq, a predicted model, not a curated record
UAUAUAUUUUCAUAAAUAUAAAAAUAAAUAAAUAUAAAACACGCAAACAUAAUUGUUAGUAGUGAAUAAAUAGAUCGGCCGCUGCCCGGUCCCAUUGUCUCGAACGACUACGUCACAGAGGGGCGGCGCUUGCGCCGCGCGGAUGGACUAUGCACCGGCCGAUCGAAGCAGUCAGCUGUACGCUUACCCGCGAUUAACUCGAUUCAAAAUUCUAAGAAAUUGUAUCCGCCGCGUCCUAUUCUUAUAAUUCAUAAUUUGUAACUGUCUCUGUGUAAUUCUGUGCCUCUUCUAAACUUAUUCUUCUUCUUCUGACUUUUAGUGUGUGUGUGCUUGUGGCUUCCAAUAAACUGUUCUUUCUAUCUAUAAACUCUUUCUCUUCAACUUUUACUCGCUCAACACUCCUUCUUAAUUGUACAACCCACUACAACUGGUGACCCCGAAGAACACAAACAAGAUGAGCGAGCCUAAAGCACGCAUCGAAAUGGCACCGAACGUUCCGGAACAUGCGGGUGAGACCACGUAUGAAUCAUUUCGGGUUGGUGUAAGAAUCCCACCAUUUUACGCCGAGAAACCAGCUCUUUGGUUCUCCCAGAUGGAAGCACAGUUUGCUCUGUCAAAUAUAAAAACUGACGAGACCAAGUUUUAUUAUGUAACGGGGAAUUUGGACCCUCAAUAUGCUUGCGAGGUGGAGGACAUAAUCACCUACCCCCCAACUACUAAUAAAUAUGAAAGGCUAAAAAGCGAGUUGAUAAAAAGAUUAUCUGCUUCCAAGGAGAAGAAAUUAAAGCAGCUCCUCAUGCACGAGGAAUUAGGAGACAGAAAACCUUCACAGUUCUACAGGCAUCUUACGAACUUAGCUGGACCUGGAGUACCAGAAGACUUCCUGCGCACUAUAUGGGCAAGUCGACUCCCUCAUAAUAUGCAAGCAAUUAUUGCUUCGCAAUCGAAAAGCACGAUGGACGAUCUGGCGGAAUUAGCUGACCGAAUUAGCGACGUGGUCGGACCUCAAAUGGCGUCAACAUCAGCCGUCACGAGUAAUAGCAGUGAAAAUACCGAAAUUGCAGCCCUGGCUAAACAAGUCGCUAGUUUAACCGAAAAAAUAGAAAGGAUGUCGAGAGAGCGCGGACGGUCUAGAUACCGGAACCGCAGUCGUCAUCGCUCGAGUUCUACGCGAUCAAAAUCUUCAUCACACUGCUGGUACCAUCAACAUUUCGGCGAACGUGCUAAAAAGUGUAUACCGCCAUGUGACUACCGAGCGUCGGGAAACGCAAAGGGCGAUCAGUAAUGGCGGCCAGUGAUUGCCCGAGUACCGGCCGCUUAUUCGUGACCGAUCGCAGAACCAAAAACCAAUUUUUAGUGGACACCGGCAGCGAUCUAUGCGUUUUCCCCCGAUCAGCCUUAUCAGGACGACGUGAAAAAACGAAGUUCGAGUUAAGUGCGGCUAACGAAACCAGCGUCUUAUCGACAACACAACUACGCUUACGUCCCCGGCUUCGUCUGCCCAUUCAGCAGACGUAAUAUCAUCGGUAAAGGUAAUCUCUGGUAAUUCUGCAUACCACGACAUACUACGACAGUACCCCGAUAUUACUCGCCCACCUGGCAUACACCGUACA